AUGGCAUCCCACGAUGUGCGUGAUGUUUUGAAUCUGCCGGCCGACGGUGCCGGGCCACGACCUACCAAGAAGCAGAGGACGACAGCGCCGCGACCGAAUCUGAAAGGUCUCGCGCGAGAAGUGCAGAACCUCGGAGGAGACAAUCCCAUAGCCAUAGUUCCGCAAAUAUCAUCGUUCAAGAAAAGGCGGUUUGGCAGUAGGAAACCGGCAGUGAAAUGGGAAAUGCGCUCCUUCAAGAAUUCGGCACGCGACGACCCUACCCUGAUACUUAGGCAUUGGAGGCGCAAAGACGAGACUUCAAGGCCGCAGCCCGAACAGGCAAACGGCCAAAAUGGCGAGGAUAAGAUGGAGCUGGACCAGAAGGACGAGGAAUUUGAGGACUCGUCUUUUGCCAAAUUCAACGUCAAAGUUCACAUUCCGGAAUACAGCGAUGACCAAUACAACUCGAGCCUAGUCAGCGAAACAUGGACGAAGGAGGAGACGGACUACUUGUUGGAGACCGUCCGAGACUUUGACUUGAGAUGGGAAUUGAUAUGGGAUCGAUACGAAUAUGAGCCAAAGGUUGCAGAACCCACGAAUGGAGAUGAGCCCAGCAGUACGAGCACCGCUAUGGUCCAGGCCCGAAAACCACGUACCAUGGAGGAGCUCAAAGCGCGUUAUUACGAAGUUGCAGCCAAGAUGAUGGCUGUCACUAAGCCAGUCCAGUACAUGAAUGCCGACGAGUUCGCCCUUCACAAGAUUAUGACCAACUUCGAUUCUACAGCCGAGACCCGUCGUAAAAAGUUUGCAGAAAAUCAACUGAGCCGCUCUAAGGAAGAGGCUCGUGAGGAGGAGUCGCUCUUGAUCGAAGUGAAGCGGAUCAUGGCCCGGCAGGAGAAGUUCAACUCUGAGCGCAGAGAACUGUACAAUCGGCUGGACUACCCGCAGACGGAAACUACACAGGAUCUCUCUGCCUUCAAGACCAGCAAUGGCUUGCAAACUCUACUCCAAAACCUGAUGAGUGUUGACAAGUCAAAGAAGCGCAAGUCACUCAUGGGCACUGACGGCCAAACCACUCCCGCCUCAGCAGGACCUUCUGCACACCCUGGUUCUACACCUGUAGCUGACCCCCGGCGUGAGAGUGUCGCAGCAUCGACAACUAGUGGCCAUCGCGAUUCGGUCAGCGCAGCAGAAGGCCGCCCAGAGAAACCCACCAAGAAGGGUGCCGCUGCGCAACCGCAAGAACGCCGCAAGCUCACUGAACAGGAGGAACAAAUCUAUGGUGUCACAACCACGGCUGAUCGCCUGUCUAGUGGACCGACUUUCCGCUAUGAACGGAUCAAUAAAAUCCUCACGACGAAAUCAAAUGCCCAGCAUCAGCGUAUAACAAACACACUCGCUGAGCUUGAUGUUCCGGCUCGGCUCAACAUGCCAACCAAGGAUGUCGUUGAGCAGAUGGAAAGACUACUGGCUAAUGUCCAGACGCUUUUGGAUCUUAGGAAGGUCAGCGAUAAACUAGAUGGUGAGCUCAAGCUCGAGCAGGCCAAGAAGGCAGAACGCGACAAAUUGAAUGGUGUGACGGCCGAACCCAAGGCAGCUGAAGAAUCGUCAAAUGCGCCCGCCAGUAACGCUAAGGAGGACCCCAAGGCUGACGCAGCUGCAAAGACUGGGGAUGCAGCAGCCGGUACCACGUCAUCUACUGAUGAAGCAGCCAAACCCGACCAGCCUGCUCUGAAUGGGGACGCCCAAGGCCAAGUCGACUCUACCACCAACAAAGAGAAUGAGGACAAAUCAGCAGAAAUUAAGCAAGAGGCAACAGAGGACAAGACGAAUCGUCCGUCUAGUAGUGGUGGGCACAAGAGAAGCGCAAGUGAAAUCAGUGCAGCCAGUGAUCAGAGCGCCAAGAGGCAGAAAAAGUAG
Messenger RNA from Pestalotiopsis fici W106-1, 1899 nucleotides. RefSeq lists its product as uncharacterized. The record is from RefSeq and is a predicted model, not a curated record. Gene Ontology annotation, biological process: DNA repair; chromatin remodeling; negative regulation of transcription by RNA polymerase II. Gene Ontology annotation, cellular component: Swr1 complex; NuA4 histone acetyltransferase complex. Lineage: Eukaryota; Fungi; Ascomycota; Sordariomycetes; Amphisphaeriales; Sporocadaceae. The transcript has a single exon. Gene Ontology annotation, molecular function: transcription corepressor activity. Bases 1 to 1899 code for a protein of 632 amino acids.